Molecule: messenger RNA, 1194 nt
Organism: Erinaceus europaeus (western European hedgehog)
Lineage: Eukaryota; Metazoa; Chordata; Mammalia; Eulipotyphla; Erinaceidae
Gene: EMC8
Product: ER membrane protein complex subunit 8
Exons: 6
Coding region: 215-889 (224 amino acids)
Cellular component (GO): EMC complex
Source: RefSeq, a predicted model, not a curated record
AAGCGACUUCCGGCGGCGCCGGGCGAGAGGCGUGAGGGGAAGCUGAAGUUCCAGCGUUGCCUGCAAAGCAGCCGCGGAAAGGGGAGCUGUGCACGGGCCUGUUGGGGUUCCCCCGCCGGUCGCCUCUUCGUCCCGCUUGUCUGCCGGGGCGCAGCGCGGCUGGCACGUGGGUCCAGGCCCGAGGCAGCUCCCCCGGGGGCCGCCCGGGCUCAGCAUGCCCGGGGUGAAGCUGACCACCCAGGCCUACUGCAAGAUGGUGCUGCACGGUGCCAAGUACCCGCACUGCGCCGUCAACGGGCUGCUGGUGGCCGAGAGGCAGAAGCCCCGCAAGGACCACCUGCCCCUGGGCGGCCCGGGCGCGCACCACACGCUCUUCGUGGACUGCAUCCCCCUCUUCCACGGCACGCUCGCCCUUGCACCCAUGCUCGAGGUGGCCCUCACCCUGAUUGAUUCCUGGUGCAAAGAUAAUAGUUACGUGAUUGCUGGUUAUUAUCAAGCUAAUGAACGAGUGAAGGAUGCCAGUCACUUCUCUCUGAAAAGCCUCCCCUCUUCGGCCAGACCUAGUCCAAACCAGGUUGCCGAAAAGGUUGCCUCCAGAAUCGCUGAGGGCUUCAGUGACACAGCCCUCAUCAUGGUGGACAACACUAAGUUCACGAUGGACUGUGUGGUGCCUACGAUCCAUGUAUACGAGCACCACGAAAACAAAUGGCGGUGCCGAGACCCACACUAUGAUUACUGUGAAGACUGGCCAGAGGCCCAGAGGAUCUCAGCAUCUCUCCUGGACAGCCGAUCCUAUGAAACACUUGUGGAUUUCGAUAACCACCUGGAUGACAUUCGGAAUGACUGGACAAAUCCAGAGAUCAAUAAGGCUGUUCUGCACCUAUGUUAGAGAGGGACUUCAGUGACUGGUCUUUGAGCAUUUCCACUACCCUAAAGAAAAACUAUUUUUAAACGUAAAUAAAAUAUCUCAUAGCCUGUGAGGAAAACUGACAGUAGUCAGAAUGGCAUGUGCCUGGAAAGAGGCAGCACUAUCUCUUUGGCCAUUUUUUUCAUUCAGAGUCUCUAGAGAAGGUACAGACUGUCGGGUCUGACCAUCCCAUGGAGCCCUUCCAAGUUACACAUUGCUGUAAUCCUCCAGAUCAGAGCUAUUUCUGCUUGUCUUAAGAUUCUUCCUAUUAAACAGUUUUAACUAAC